Messenger RNA from Cylicocyclus nassatus, 987 nucleotides. Lineage: Eukaryota; Metazoa; Nematoda; Chromadorea; Rhabditida; Strongylidae. The record is from the annotation of a GenBank genome assembly.
AUGACUUGCUGUCCGGAGGUGCUGCAGUUAGCUAUUCAAGGAGACAACGAUGCCGCUCUCAACAUAAAUGAUCAGCCACAUGAUAAUGAGCCUAACGAACCGGACAAUGCUCCGCCUCGUCGCACCCUCCUCGACUCUCUUAGAAGCUUCACGACAACUCUCUUCUCGGAAACUGCCCUCAAAUUUCACCUGUUUGCGUACUGGUUAUUCUGCCUAUUCGAUAUGAUUGAGGAGCAACCACAUAGUCUACAUGUAAUUAAAGUCAUGCUAGUCGCAAUGGCAAUAAUAUUUGCUUUACUUGCAACGGUUACAAGAGCUGUUUGCUUAUUUUAUCCAUUUCUGUGUGUCAUCGUCUUUGAAUUCAUAAAAGCUUUGACCGUCUUCCUUCUAUUAGCUCUUAAACUUGCGUUCCCUAAGAAGUAUUCCCAACUAAUCAAUAUAAGAGGAUUAAAUCAUCUCCGGAUGCUUACCAGAGACUCACGCACUGAUGAUGAAAUUUGCUAUGUCUGGAAUGGAUUCUGUGUGAUCUACUUUGUACUUGUGUCGCUCACUUUAAUUCGCAAUAUCGCAGAAAUGCAAUGGAGAGAGCGUGUGAGAAGACAUCAUGAUAACGUCUAUCCUCCACUUUUAUCACCUACUCCGAGAACACGUGUGGUGUUGCCUAGGGAACUUGAAGUAGGAGGUGUGAACACUGAUGAUCCUCCUCCAUACUCGUCAACCAUGCAGUUGGAAACUGCCAAAGAAGAAACGGAUCCGCCCCGAUACUCGCAACUGGGUUACUCACCAAGAGGAUCUCCACCUGCUCCUGUUAUGAGCUCGGAAAGCUCUAUAGUCGCCAACGACAAAACAGAUGACCGGACAAGUCGAGCACUUUGAAAAGCCCAAUUUUCAAGAAUCCCGGCCAUUAUAUAGACGCUACGAAUUGAAACAAAACGAGUACAUUAUACAGAUUCAGUGCUUUUAAACCAUGACGAUUAUUCUCUCAAG